Molecule: messenger RNA, 1689 nt
Organism: Olea europaea var. sylvestris
Lineage: Eukaryota; Viridiplantae; Streptophyta; Magnoliopsida; Lamiales; Oleaceae
Product: pentatricopeptide repeat-containing protein At3g25210, mitochondrial
Exons: 1
Coding region: 90-1241 (383 amino acids)
Molecular function (GO): protein binding
Source: RefSeq, a predicted model, not a curated record
CCCAAAAUUGAAGAACACAAACUGACUGGCACACAACAAACACGACAGGACGAAAUCUAAACCCAAACCGCCGACGUUCGCCACCUGCUAUGUCACGGUUUGUUCUACUUCGUACUCCCCGAACUUCCCCCCUCACUCUCUUCAGCGGUCGGCUCUCCUCCACUACAUCUUUUGAUCACUCGAUAGCGCCGCCGCUGCCACCCCAAUCGGAAUCCCACCAAAGCCUAGCCCCAAAUUACCCAAUCCCCAAACUGCGAACUCGAACCCCACUAGAAAAACAAUUUGAGUCAUGGCUCCAAAACCUCAAAUCCGGGUUCACUUCAUUGGACGUAGACCAAGCCCUCCGGGCCCAGUCGGACCCGGACCUCGCUCUGGACAUUUUCCGGUGGACAGCUCAGCAACGUUAUUACAAGCACACCCACCUCACUUAUCUUACAAUGAUUGAAAUUUCCAUCUCCGGUAAGAGAUACCGCGUCGCCGAGACUUUAAUGGAAGAAGUUCUCGCCGGCGCGUGCCCGCCAAGCCUUCCUUUGUUUAACACCAUGAUCAAAUUCUGUUGUGGUCGUCGUAAAUUAUUGUUUAAUCGGGCUUUUGAUAUUUAUAAGAAAAUGCAGAAAUCCGGUGAUGUUAAGCCUAAUCUAGAGACUUAUACUUUGUUGUUCAAUACCCUUUUGGGAAAAUUCAAUAAGCUGAAUGUGAGUUAUGUGUAUUUACAUGCGGUUAGGUUGUUAGCCAGGCAAAUGAAGGCAUCUGGGGUUAUUCCAGACACAUUCGUGUUGAAUAUGAUUAUUAAGGCGUACUCGACAUGUCUCGAAGUGGACGAGGCAAUUCGUGUCUUUCGUGAAAUGGGUUUGUAUGGAUGUGAGCCGAAUGCUUUUACAUAUAGUUAUAUGGUAAAAGGGUUGUGUGAGAAGGGGAGGGUGAAUCAGGGUUUUGGGUUCUAUAAGGAGAUGAGGAUGAAGGGGCUGGUGCCCAAGGGUAGUACUUGUAUGAUAUUAAUCUGUAGUCUGGCAAUGGAACGUAGGUUUGAGGAUGCAAUUGAGGUUGCAUUUGAUGCAUUGGGAAACUCUAUGUCACCUGAUCUUUUGACAUAUAAGACUCUCUUAGAAGAGAUGUGCAAGGAUGGGAGGGGGAAUGAGGCGUUUGAGCUACUUGAAGGAUUCAGAAAAAGGGAUAGUUUAAUGAAUGAGAAGACUUACAAUACUUUGUUGAACGGACUUCAUUUUCUAAGUAGAGAGUAGAAGUACUUCAUCUUCUCAACUAAUUUCCAAGGGUUGUGUGAAGAUUUUUGGUUCGGCUGAUUAGAUUUUAUUGCAACAAGAAUGCAUCUUAAGCUGAUCGACUCUGUGAGGUGGUAGUCCCCCUCUGGAGCUUCCUGUUUGUCUUAUUUGGAUAGCUCAAGUGGCGUACUGGAAGAAAGAAGAAUGGAAUUGACAGGUUAUCUCUGAAGCUAUGUGAACGAGGGCAAAAGUUAUGCCACUUACAACCUUGUCAAAGAUGCUGGAUGCAGAGUGGGAUAGCUUUUACUAGGGAAUAUUUCUGUAAAUUUUAUGUUUGUUCUUGCAGGGAUUGUAAGUUUUUGUGUACUUGCUAAUAGAAUUAUUGAUUUAUACAAAAUAAAAAUUAUAAAAAAUUGCUUCAUGACUGCAGGGAGUUUUGAGUCUCUGUAAGUUAGAAUCUAGUUCUUUU